This is a messenger RNA of Musa acuminata subsp. malaccensis (wild Malaysian banana), 3652 nucleotides long. RefSeq names its product glycine dehydrogenase (decarboxylating), mitochondrial. Gene Ontology annotation, biological process: glycine decarboxylation via glycine cleavage system. NCBI's taxonomy places the organism in Eukaryota, Viridiplantae, Streptophyta, Magnoliopsida, Zingiberales, Musaceae. Gene Ontology annotation, cellular component: chloroplast envelope; glycine cleavage complex; mitochondrion. Gene Ontology annotation, molecular function: glycine dehydrogenase (decarboxylating) activity; glycine binding; pyridoxal phosphate binding. The record is from RefSeq and is a predicted model, not a curated record.
UCAGUAAGCUGAACGAUAGCAGCAGGAGGAGGAGGAGGAGAAGGACGAGCUGUGUCUCCGUUGCUCUUCCCUUUCUCUCGCCUCCUGACGGGCAUGCAGAUAAGAGUGUUUCCAGGGGGGAUGAAUUGAAAAAACAGCUCUUUAGGGGUUCGUUGGCGUAAAGAAGUGACUUUUUUGGGGAGUGUUCGGUGUAAAGCAGAGAUCUUUGUUGGUGUUUGUUAGGUUUCCAAUGGAGCGCGCUCGAAAGUUGGCGAGCCGGGGAAUUCUCCGACGCCUGAUCUCCCAGACGAAUUCGUCGGCGCCGACGCCUGCCACAACCCGCCACCUCUCCUCCCUCGCCUCGUCCUCUGUCUUCCCUACCGGCAACUCCCUCCUCCGCCCACCCGCCGCUGCCGACUCCCUGCUCCGUAAUGGCCAGUACCGCUCCAUCUCCGUCGACGCCCUCCGCCCCUCUGACACGUUCCCCCGCCGCCAUAACUCCGCCACGCCCGACGACCAGUCCACCAUGGCCGCAUCCUGCGGCUUCGGUUCUCUUGACGCCCUCAUCGAUGCCACCGUUCCCAAAUCCAUCCGCAUCCCCGACAUGAAGUUCGCAAAGUUCGACGGCGGUCUCACUGAGUCCGAGAUGAUCGCGCACAUGAGCCGCCUUGCCGCGAAGAACAAGGUCUUCAAGUCCUUCAUCGGGAUGGGCUACUACGACACCUUGGUCCCCGCCGUCAUCCUCCGGAACAUCAUGGAGAACCCGGCCUGGUACACCCAGUACACCCCCUACCAGGCCGAGAUAUCCCAGGGCCGCCUCGAGUCCCUCCUCAACUUCCAGACCAUGAUAUCCGACCUCACCGCCCUCCCCAUGUCCAACGCUUCCCUUCUCGACGAGGGCACCGCUGCCGCCGAGGCCAUGGCCAUGUGCAACAACAUCCAGAAAGGCAAAAAGAAGACCUUUUUUAUCGCCUCCAAUUGCCACCCGCAGACCAUCGACAUCUGCAAGACCAGGGCCGAGGGGUUUGAUAUCAAGGUCGCUGUCGCCAACCUCAAGGACUUUGACUACACGUCGAAUGACGUUUGUGGGGUGCUGGUUCAGUACCCUGGCACGGAAGGUGAGAUCUUGGACUACGGUGAAUUCAUCAAGAACGCCCAUGCCCACGGCGUCAAGGUUGUGAUGGCGACCGACCUGCUGGCGCUGACGGUUCUCAAGCCACCGGGCGAGCUUGGAGCCGACAUCGUCGUUGGAUCUGCUCAGAGGUUCGGGGUGCCCAUGGGCUACGGCGGUCCGCAUGCUGCGUUCCUGGCCACAUCGCAGGAGUACAAGAGGAUGAUGCCCGGUAGAAUCAUCGGGGUCAGCGUCGACUCCUCUGGCAAGCCUGCACUGCGGAUGGCGAUGCAGACCAGAGAGCAGCAUAUCAGGAGAGAUAAGGCCACCAGCAACAUCUGCACCGCCCAGGCAUUACUCGCCAACAUGGCUGCAAUGUAUGCAGUCUAUCAUGGUCCCGAAGGCCUCAAGGCUAUUGCCCAGAGGGUCCAUGGACUUUCCUACGCUUUUGCCUCUGGGCUGAAGAAGCUUGGGACGGUGACCGUUCAAGAUCUUCCAUUCUUUGAUACCGUGAAAGUUACUUGUUCUGAUUCAAAGGCAAUUGCUGAUGAGGCUUGCAAGCAUGGGAUGAACCUUCGGGUUGUUGACUCCAACACGAUAACUGUAUCUUUUGAUGAGACUACGACCUUGGAGGACGUUGAUAAGCUGUUCAAAGUCUUUGCUUGUGGCAAGCCUGUCAACUUCACCGCUGAAUCUCUAGCUCCAGAGGUCCAGAUGGCUAUCCCAAAAGGCCUCGUCAGAGGGAGCCCAUAUUUGACACAUUCAAUCUUCAACUCUUACCACACAGAGCAUGAGCUGCUACGAUACAUGUACAAAUUACAAUCCAGAGAUCUCUCUUUAUGCCACAGUAUGAUUCCUCUCGGAUCUUGCACGAUGAAACUGAAUGCUACUGUGGAGAUGAUGCCCGUGACUUGGCCGAGCUUUGCAAACCUUCACCCAUUUGCCCCUGCUGACCAGUCUCAAGGAUAUCAGGAAAUGUUCAAAGACCUUGGUGAGCUCUUGUGCACAAUCACAGGCUUUGAUUCUUUCUCAUUGCAACCAAAUGCUGGUGCUUCUGGAGAGUAUGCCGGGCUCAUGGUUAUUCGUGCUUACCAUCAAUCGAGAGGAGAUCACCAUCGGAAUGUUUGCAUCAUACCUGUGUCUGCUCAUGGUACAAAUCCUGCAAGUGCCGCUAUGUGUGGAAUGAAGAUCGUUGCUGUUGGAACUGAUUCCAAGGGUAACAUUAACAUUGAGGAACUAAGAAAAGCAGCUGAGGCACACAAGGAAAAUUUGUCUGCUUUGAUGGUUACCUACCCUUCAACGCAUGGAGUCUAUGAAGAGGGCAUUGAUGAAAUCUGCAAGAUUAUUCAUGACAAUGGUGGACAAGUUUACAUGGAUGGUGCUAACAUGAAUGCACAGGUUGGCCUUACAAGUCCAGGCUUUAUUGGAGCAGAUGUCUGCCAUCUAAACCUCCAUAAAACAUUCUGCAUCCCACAUGGUGGAGGUGGUCCUGGAAUGGGUCCCAUUGGUGUGAAGAAGCACUUGGCGCCGUUCUUGCCAUCACAUCCUGUGGUGCCUACUGGUGGGAUACCUCCCCCUGAGAAGGUCCAGCCUCUUGGUACCAUUGCUGCAGCACCUUGGGGAUCUGCACUUAUCCUGCCAAUUUCAUACACAUACAUAGCCAUGAUGGGUUCUAAGGGGUUAACUGACGCUUCAAAGAUUGCGAUCCUCAAUGCAAACUACAUGGCAAAGCGCCUAGAGAACUAUUACCCCAUUCUUUUUCGUGGAGUCAAUGGAACUGUUGCCCAUGAAUUCAUUGUUGACUUGAGGGGGUUUAAGGCGACUGCUGGUCUAGAAGCGGAAGAUGUUGCAAAACGUCUUAUUGAUUAUGGGUUCCAUGCACCAACAAUGUCUUGGCCGGUGCCAGGGACACUCAUGAUCGAACCCACAGAAAGUGAAAGCAAGGCGGAACUAGAUAGAUUCUGUGAUGCUCUUAUUUCUAUUAGGGAAGAGAUUGCGCAGAUCGAGAACGGAAAAGCUGACAUCAACAUCAAUGUCCUGAAGGGUGCUCCUCAUCCUCCAUCUCUGAUUAUGGGAGACACAUGGAGUAAACCAUACUCCAGGGAAUAUGCAGCUUUCCCUGCUGCUUGGCUCCGAGGUGCUAAAUUCUGGCCAACUACAGGACGCGUCGACAACGUGUAUGGCGAUCGUAAUCUCAUCUGCACCCUUCUUCCUGUGUCGCAAAUGGCUGAAGAAGCUGCAGCUGCUACUGCAUAAACAUAUCGUGCUCCUGCUGCAUCAACAUGGAGGAAAGUCUUUCUCUGGUGACUCUUUUAGACUGUACAUAUAUAUGUAUCGUGGGAGUGCUCGCUCCUGCAUGCCUACUGCAGCUGCCAAAAUACCUUUCUCCUCUCUGAAACAUGUUGCUUACUGCAACUUAUUCCAAGUCUAAUUCCUGCCUUUUACAAUUUAUGUUUAUUUACCAGUCAAUGAUACUCAUGAAACAUCUGCAUUAAAUUAUGUCAAAUUCUAUUUCCUUGUUCUUACUGUUUCUCAUACUAGAAAAUGAAGCUGAUUUGGUCA